AUGUUGUUAGACGCUGAGACUUUGAGGAAGACGACUGAGAUUCAUCCAGAAGUCCUAGAAUUCGCGAAGGCUAACCCGAGUCCGCCGAUGGAUUGGGGUGAUUUGAAAGGUUUCCGGGAGAGAAUGGAUAGCUUUGUGCUCAGCGAAGAAGGACGUGCAAUGCUGGAACCGCCCGAAGCCGGGAUCAUAGAAGAAACAAGAACCAUCCCUAUGAGAGACGGUUUCCAGAGUACCAUUAAGAUCCACCGGCCGAGACAUCCUCCUUCUGCUGGCAGUCCGCUUAUUGUCUUCUUCUUCGGUGGUGGAUUUAUUACUGGAAGUGUAGACCAAGGUACGCCGUUUGCUCGUGCUUGGACUAGGCUGUUCGGUGCGACAGUUGUCUGUCCUGCAUAUUGUCUAGCACCAGAACACAAAUUCCCCACAAGCCAAUACGACGCAUGGGACUCAGUUGCAUGGCUCGACUCGCACGCCACUGAACUCGGAGCGGACCCCAAACUCGGCUUCAUCGUCAGCGGCAUUUCUGCCGGUGGAACCUGCGCCUCUGCAGUUGCGACACACGCCAUUGAGCACCAGCUCACGAAUCCCAUUACUGGGCAGUUUCUCAACGUUCCGUCCCUGAUGAAUAAGGAGGGUUGUCCGGAGAAGUAUCAACCUUAUUUUUUGGCGAACGAGCAAAACAAGGAAGAUCCGAUUUCGCCCACGGAUGCGUUGCGGAUAAUUGCUGGGUAUACAGGGGAAGAUCCAGCCUCCCCCUGGCGGUUCCCAGUAUACACCAAAGCCCCACUGGCACAACAGCCUCCAGCGUACAUCCAAGUCGACGGCCGGGACCCACUGCGUGACGACGGCCUGAUCUGGGAGGAGAUGUUGAAGGAAGCUGGUGUUCCGACGAAGAUUGACCUGUAUCCUGGAUGUCCGCACGCACAUGCGGCUUUCAUGCCGGGUAUGGAUGUGAGCAAUAAAGCCGUGGCCGACCAGAUGGUUGGUGUGGGGUGGUUGCUGGGCAGGACGGUGACGGCAGAGCAGGGGUUGGCUGCGAUGAGGUCUUUGGCUUGA
This is a messenger RNA of Zasmidium cellare ATCC 36951, 1053 nucleotides long. RefSeq lists its product as uncharacterized. The coding region runs from base 1 to 1053 and encodes 350 amino acids. NCBI's taxonomy places the organism in Eukaryota, Fungi, Ascomycota, Dothideomycetes, Mycosphaerellales, Mycosphaerellaceae. Gene Ontology annotation, molecular function: hydrolase activity. The transcript is spliced from 6 exons. The record is from RefSeq and is a predicted model, not a curated record.